AAUCAGCGGCGGAGAGCCUUGAUCCGCGCGUGCCCGAAGUAGUUCUGGUGGAGAGAAGUGCAGGAGUGAGAAAGGGAGAGAGAGAGGGUGUACAAACUUACGGUGAGGGGACGGGUGUACAUAUUUACGGCUCGGUGGCGGACAUGGCGGCUCAGCGCGGUUCCCGGUGCCUGUGAGAGCGUCGCUCCGCGGUGUGGUGUGUUAUGGGAACGCUGAGGAACGGCUGGGCGAAGAGAGAGGGCUUCAUUCUCUCGGUGGAUGUGGGCACGACCUCUGUGCGCUGCCAUGUCUACGAUAAACACGCCAACAUCCGGGGAUCCUGCUGCCGGAAGGUGUGUCUGCUGUACCCUGAGCAUGGCUGGGUGGAGAUGGACCCAGAGUCACUGUGGCAGAGCUUCGUCAGUGUGGUCAAGGGAGCGGUGCAUGACUCGGGAUUACAGAUGAGUCAGAUGGAGGCAUUAGGGAUCUCAACUCAGAGAGCCACAUUCACCACCUGGCACAGGAAGACAGGGAAACCCUUUCAUAACUUCAUCGGCUGGCAGGACCUGCGCGCGGCUGAGAUGGUCAAGUCCUGGAACAACUCGUGCACAAUGAAGGCAGUGCAUGGUGUGAUGAAGAUGCUACACUUCCUCAGCAGACGGAAGCGUUUCCUGGCGGCGAGUUUGGUGGUGUUCACGCCACAGCACGUCUCCAUGCGUCUGGCCUGGGCUCUGCAGCACAUCCCUCAGGUGAAGGAGGCAGUUGAUGAAGGAACUUGUUGUUUUGGGACCAUUGACACAUGGCUGCUUUAUAAACUUACUAAAGGUUUGGUCCACGCUACAGAUUACUCCAACGCCAGCUCAACUGCAAUCUUUGAUUCCUAUCAGAUGUGCUGGAGUGGGUUUCUGUGUUCUCUCCUCUCUCUACCUCUCUCCAUUCUUCCCACGGUGCACAACACCAGUCACCAUUUUGGUUCAUCUGAUCCCGACAUCUUCGGGGUUUCUAUUCCAAUCAUGUCAGUUAUGGCGGAUCAGCAGGCGGCCAUGUUUGGCGAGUGUUGCUUUGAUGCUGGUGAUGUAAAGAUCACCAUGGGAACAGGAACGUUUAUGGACAUCAACACAGGGAACAAACCUCACACCUCUGUAGCAGGCCUGUAUCCCCUGGUCGGCUGGAAGAUCGGCCCUGAAGUUGUGUAUCUUGCUGAAGGAAAUGCUGCUGAUACAGGAACAGCCAUCAGAUGGGCUCAGGAGAUUGAGCUGUUUACAGAUGUGAAUGAAACCUCAGCCAUGGCCAGCAGUGUGAGCGACUCAGACGGAGUGUGUUUCGUUCCCUCGUUCAGCGGUUUGCAGGCACCGUUAAAUGACCCUAAAGCGUGUGCAGCGUUUAUGGGCCUGAAACCGUCCACCACGAAGAGUCACCUGGUCCGCGCCAUCUUGGAGUCCAUCGCUUUCAGGAACAAGCAGUUGUUUGACGUGAUGCUCCGGGAGACUCGAAUCCCUAUCACUAGGAUCAGGGCGGACGGCGGUGUGUCUAUGAACGACUUCGUCAUGCAGUUAAGCGCGGACCUGCUGGGGCGUAAAAUCUCACGGCCCACACACUUCGACAUGUCAUGUCUCGGGGCGGCGUUCGUGGCCGGGUUAGGAGUCGGUUACUGGAAGAGUAAAGAGGAGCUGAAGAAGCUGCAGAUGACGGAGCGUCAGUUCCUCCCUCAGAACGUUAGAGGAGACGCAGACGCAGGAGGAGGAGGAGGAGGAGGAGCAGGUGGUGUGUAUAAACCAGUCCUGCAGAGCUGGGAGCAGGCCCUGCAGCGCUCCAUGCACUGGUACAGCCACACAGCUUAGUACACACACACACACAAACACACACACACACACACACACACGCCCGCACCCUUCACCCACAUACUUCUCGGUGCCAAACGGUCAGAGUUCUUUUGCACUCAACACCCACGUUUCAUCUGUUUACAACCUGCCAUGAAGAUGACGAAGAUGAUGAUGAUGAAGAUGAAGAGCCAUGUUUUACUCUGAUGUGCCUUAAAUGUAACACACCUCUGACUUUAGCCACGUUAGACUUUCAUUCAUUUUCUGUAUUUACAGAGUCGUUUAGGACUUAAAGUAAUCUAAGAUGUACUAGAGUUGAUCAGUAGACCGAGGUUUGAUCAUGUGAAUUGAGCAGCAUGUGUUGGAAACCACUAAUUCCCUUAAUACUUUUUUCUCUUAAGUAUUUUUAUUUCGUAUUGGCAUCAAAAAUUAUUAUCAUUUUUUAUUAACAACAAAAUUAUACAGACCCGAAGUAUUUAAUAAAGAGGAAGGAAUACAAAUGCAAAGUUUUCUAGCAAAGGUGUGUGUGGGGUUGUGGUUAUGUGACACAAAAGGUUCAGGAGUCCCACAUUUAAACCAACGGUUUAUAAAUCAAUUCAUUUGUUUUCAGUUUGAUGAUAAAUGAAGCUCAGUGAAAUAAUUAGUUUUGGAAUUAAUCCACUUUUUAACCACAUCUGUUUUCUUUUAAUUUAGUAUUUUUAAAUUUAGGAAUAUUUCUCUCCCUCAGUAUGUGAAAGGUCGGGUUAUAUGAACAAACCUUAUCCUUUAUUAAACCUGCAGUCCUUAAAUGUAUUAUUUUUGUUUAUCAAAUUAAAACCAUCAGUCAGUACAUUUGACACAAAUCUAUUUGUCGUUUACUUCAUGAGCAUGACGGUGAUAUUUUCAGCCAAAUUAAAAUGAUCUUCGUUGAAUCCUUAAUCAUUUAAUUAACUAUUAUGGACAGGAACCACCAGGGACCAGCUGAUACGAUGUCAUCACGAUACCCAGGUGCUGAUUGCAUUUAAUAAAUAUCUCAGAGCACCACCUAUAGGAGCAUAGAGGAACAGCAACAUUGUACAAACUUGUACAAAUAAAUUUUAGUUUAAAUGUCAGUGUCCCACAAAAAGGUCGUGAUGCGUCACUGGAUGGAUUCGACCAAUUUAACGAGUUUUACCCAGAAUACACAGCGAGGGAUUAUCACCUCUUUCUGGGAUUUGAUUCGAUUUUGAAAACCUUUAUUCAUCCCACUGUGGGGAAAUUUAUUUAAUAUGUGAAUAAAAGUCUAAUCUGAUUCAUUAUUGCAUUGAAGGAUUUUAAACCCUUUUUUCCUUUUGAGUGGGAAAACGUAUAUAAAAACAAACGGUUAAACAAAAAUAUUCAGUCUGAAGUAAAGGGUUUUUUUUUUUUUUUUAGAUGGAACUGUUUCCAUCAUCAGGAGCGAACGGUUCUGAGCCAUUUUAAUAAAAUGUAUUAUUAUUAAAUAUAACAUUAAACCCUGCAGUUUUAAAGUGACUAAGCAUAGCCGGAUCCAAACCUGUCCUGUAUGUU
Molecule: messenger RNA, 3326 nt
Organism: Clarias gariepinus (North African catfish)
Lineage: Eukaryota; Metazoa; Chordata; Actinopteri; Siluriformes; Clariidae
Gene: gk5
Product: glycerol kinase 5
Exons: 16
Coding region: 204-1820 (538 amino acids)
Biological process (GO): glycerol metabolic process; triglyceride metabolic process; glycerol-3-phosphate biosynthetic process
Cellular component (GO): mitochondrion
Molecular function (GO): glycerol kinase activity
Source: RefSeq, a predicted model, not a curated record